Echinops telfairi (small Madagascar hedgehog) is the source of this 3333-nucleotide messenger RNA. RefSeq names its product neutral sphingomyelinase activation associated factor (gene NSMAF). Gene Ontology annotation, molecular function: protein binding. The record is from RefSeq and is a predicted model, not a curated record. Lineage: Eukaryota; Metazoa; Chordata; Mammalia; Afrosoricida; Tenrecidae. The coding region runs from base 1 to 2763 and encodes 920 amino acids. The transcript is spliced from 31 exons.
AUGCAAGUGAUCAUCUCCGGGACCUCCAUGACUUCAGGAACCAGGUCUGCGCAGAGAGAAUUUUCCUUGCUGCUGCUUAAUUUGGAGGAGUAUUACUUUGAACAACAUACAGCUAAUCAUAUUCAGCACAAAGGCAGUCCAAAUGAAAGAAAAGUCAGGGGCUCCUUAAAGAUAUGCUCUAAGUCAGUGAUUUUUGAACCAGAUGCAGUAUCCCAGCCCAUUAUUAAGAUUCCUUUGAGAGAUUGCAUAAAAAUAGGACAAUAUGGAGAAAAUGGAACCAGUAGACACUUUACAAAGACAAAAUCUGCGGAAAUUUCUCUCAUUUUCAGUCAGGUAUAUUUCAUUAAAGAGCAUAACAUUGUUGCACCAUAUAAAAUAGAAAGGGGCAAAAUGGAAUAUGUCUUUGAAUUGGAUGUUUCAGGGAAAGUGGAAGAUGUCGUGGAGACCUUGCUUCAGCUCCACAGAGCGUCCUGCCUUGACAAACUGGGGGAUCAAACUGCCAUGAUAACUGCAAUUCUGCAGUCACGUUUGGCUAGGACAUCAUUUGAUAAAAACAGAUUCCAAAACGUUUCUGAAAAGCUGCACAUGGAAUGUAAAGCAGAGAUGGUGACGCCUCUGGUGACUAACCCUGGGCACGUGUGCAUCACAGACGCAAACCUGUAUUUCCAGCCUCUCAAUGGGCACCCGAAACCUGUGGUCCAAAUAACACUCCAGGAUAUCCGUCGGAUUUACAAAAGGAGACAUGGCCUCAUGCCUUUGGGCUUAGAAGUAUUUUGCACAGAAGAUGAUCUAUGUUCCGAUAUCUACUUAAAAUUCUAUGAACCUCAAGAGAGAGAUGACCUCUAUUAUUAUAUUGCCACGUAUCUAGAACACCACGUAGCAGAGCACACUGCCGAGAGCUACAUGUUGCAGUGGCAGCGAGGACACCUUUCUAACUACCAGUAUCUGCUGCACCUCAACAACCUGGCCGACCGGAGUUGCAAUGACCUUUCUCAGUAUCCUGUGUUUCCAUGGAUAAUAAACGACUAUUCCAGUCCCGUACUAGAUUUGUCAAAUCCAAGAACCUUUCGGGAUCUUAGUAAGCCGGUUGGGGCGCUCAAUAAGGAAAGACUGGAGAGGCUUCUGACACGCUACCAGGAAAUGCCAGAGCCAAAAUUCAUGUAUGGAAGUCACUACUCUUCUCCUGGCUAUGUGUUGUUUUAUCUUGUUAGGAUUGCACCAGAGUAUAUGCUGUGUUUACAGAAUGGAAGAUUUGAUAAUGCAGAUAGAAUGUUCAACAGUAUUGCAGAAACUUGGAAAAACUGUUUGGAUGGUGCCACAGAUUUUAAAGAGUUGAUUCCUGAAUUUUAUGGUGAUGAUACCAGCUUUUUAGUCAAUAGCCUAAAAUUGGAUUUAGGAAAGAGGCAAGGAGGGAAAAUGGUUGAUGAUGUGGAUCUUCCUCCCUGGGCUUCAAGCCCUGAGGACUUCCUCCAGAAGAACAGAGAUGGCCUGGAAAGCAGCUACGUGUCAGAGCAUCUUCAUGAAUGGAUUGAUCUUAUAUUUGGCUAUAAGCAAAAAGGGAGUAAUGCUGUCGAGGCGCAGAAUGUGUUUCAUCCUCUGACCUAUGAAGGAGGCGUUGAUUUGAACAGCAUUGAGGAUCCUGACGAGAAAGUAGCUAUGCUGACUCAAAUACUGGAAUUUGGGCAGACGCCAAAGCAGCUGUUUGUGACCCCACAUCCUCGAAGGAUCACUCCGAAGUUUAAAAGUUUGCCCCAAACGUCUAGUCAUAAUGCAUCUGUGGAAGAUUUCCCAGUGUCUCCAGGCGAAGAGUCCUUUGAAGACUUGACGGAAGAAAGCAAAAGCCUUGCUUGGAUGAACAUUGCCAAGUUGCAGUUAUACGAGCAGUAUAAGAUCCACAAAGAUGCAGUGACUGGAAUAGCAGUCUCUCGCAAUGGCUCUUCAAUAUUUACCACAUCCCAAGAUUCCACCUUAAAGAUGUUUUCUAAAGAAUCCAAAAUGUUACAGAGAAGUAUAUCAUUUUCAAAUAUGGCUUUAUCAUCAUGUUUGGUUUUACCAGGAGAUGCCACUGUCAUCAGUUCUUCAUGGGAUAAUAACAUCUAUUUUUAUUCCAUAGCAUUUGGAAGACGCCAGGACACAUUAGCGGGACAUGAUGAUGCUGUUAGUAAAAUCUGUUGGCAUGACAACAGGCUAUAUUCUGCAUCAUGGGACUCGACAGUGAAGGUGUGGUCUGGCAUCCCUGCAGAGGUGCCAGGCACCAGAAGGCACCACUUUGACUUGCUUGCUGAGCUGGAGCAUGAUGUCAGUGUAGAUACAAUCAGUUUAAAUGCUACAAGCACACUCUUGGUUUCUGGUACCAAAGAAGGCACUGUAAGUAUUUGGGACCUUACUACUGCCACCAUGUUGCAUCAGAUACCAUGCCACUCAGGGACUGUGUGUGAUGCUGCUUUUAGCCCAGAUAGCCGCCACGUCCUCAGCACAGGAGGAGACGGCUGUUUGAAUGUCAUAGAUGUACAGACUGGAAUGCUCAUCUCAUCUCUGGCUUCUGAGGGGCCACAGAGGUGUUUUAUCUGGGAUGGAAAUUCAGUUUUAUCUGGAAGUCAGUCUGGUGAACUGCUCGUUUGGGAUCUCCUUGCAGCAAAAAUCAGCGAGAGAAUUCAGGGCCACACAGGUCCUGUGACCUGUAUAUGGAUGAACGAACAGUGCAGCAGCCUCAUCACAGGAGGGGAUGACAGACAAAUUAUGUUCUGGAAAUUGCAGUAUUAAGUGCCUUGUUAGCUCCUGGAUAUACAGAAUUAUAUUUAGUGUGCUUUUAAAUCGACUGGUGGAUGUGUAAUGAUAGCACUUGGAAGUUUCGCCACAUGUAAAAUGUGUGGUUUUAAACUUUCUAAAUUCUGACUUCCUUGAAAGGCAUUAGCUGCCAUCUUCUAAGACAGAUAAAAGCGCGGCAAUAUUUGGAAGAAAAUGUUACCUUAUCUGUACAGUAGGGAAUCAUCCUACUAGGAUACUCAUCAGAAACAGCUUUGGGGACAGGAGCUAGAAGAGACUGAACGGGGACUGGGAAACGUACCACAAGGCAUGCACAGCUACAGUUUUCCAAGAAACCACAACACUCUCUGCUACUUGAGUCUCCUGUCUCCCGUCGACAAUUGCUAGCCAAUUGUAAUUCAUUUUCUUCACUGCUUGGCUGGUUACUAUCUAACCUGCUGUACCCAGAUUCUAAGAAGCUGGGGAAGGAUUAGCAGUUCUUUCAAUGUGCAUUGGAAUGGUUUCUAUUUCAUUAUGGCUAUUAAAUGCUCAUCUUUUCUACAAUAAAAUUAUUUUUAUGUAAUGAAA